Messenger RNA from Aphanomyces invadans, 2510 nucleotides. RefSeq lists its product as hypothetical. The record is from RefSeq and is a predicted model, not a curated record. Bases 42 to 1748 code for a protein of 568 amino acids. The transcript has 5 exons. NCBI's taxonomy places the organism in Eukaryota, Oomycota, Saprolegniomycetes, Saprolegniales, Verrucalvaceae.
GAACCAAAAGAUUUCGUUGACGUCGAUGGAAAGGAGCUCGCAUGCCGCUGUGGAGCUUGCCGUCGUGGGAUAACUGCUCAGAGUCGUCGGACCAUGCAUCCAUGGAUGCGCUAAAGCACAAGGACGCUGACGACGCCGUCUCAUCAGCAUGCUACAGCGACACGAGAUUUUGGACGCGAUCAACCCGCUCGGACAAAGCCGAUAACCAGCAACCGCAGGAACUGCCUCUGUGCACAGAACUCCAUCGAAUUCACGAACGGUUCGAAUCCUUACGCCUUCAGCUCGACGUCGAGAGAAGAACGGUAGCGCCACCACCUCCGCAACAGCCAUGGUUUCCACGGGAUUCCGGAGUGCUAAUGCAGCACCCCAUUCGACGUCGAGCGCAACCUCCAUCGAAGAACUCCCCAUUCAUCGAGACUGGAAAUCACGCCCACUCGAAAAUCCCAUCUAUGUCAGCGGAAAGCAAUACUUUCUCGUCGCCACAUUCAUGUAAGGAGAUGGUUGCGACCACCAUGCAAGCGACCGUGGACAAUGGUGCUAAGUCCACAACCACCGCCCGCCCAGUCGUCGUUCAUCAGAGCACCAACACCGACCAAGACUCGCGAACGCACAUUUCACUCGUCAAAGCGCAAACGACGCAAACCCAGACCGAUUUUCAGGACUCGUGGCUGGAAAAGAUCGCGGCCCUGGAUGGUGUGGUAAGCGCGUUGUCGUCGAAACUUAAUCAACAAACCGACGCUGCCGCACUCGCGAUGUACGUGGCAUGGCUGAGUGAAACAAUGCAGACAGCUGUGGCGACUUUGCCGGUGUCUAUGGAGCGAUCCCCUCGCAAGGAAUCGGCAGAACUUUGUCAAGACAUAUCGACGCUGCGGCCGCCGCGAUUUGACUCCCUUCAAGUUCCAGCGCAUUCUGCCGGCGCCAUGACCUCGAUUGAGUCAUCUUUGACAACGCUGGUCAAGUGGUGUCACACGAGCUACGAUAACCACACGCGUGUGGUGCAUCACGUCAAGAACAGCGCAGCCAAGAGAUACCAAAAAGCAGCCCAUGAAGCAGCCACAUUCCAAGGCAAAUGGGAAACUGCGCUGCGAACCAUCCAUUCGCUGCAGGACGAGAGGAAUGCUCUGCAAGCUCAACUGCACGGGCAAGUGCUGCGAACGGCGGCCGUGGAAAAGGACCUGCUCGUCACCCAGUUGAAGGUGACGACGCUGGAACAACAGUGCCGAGACCUGCAAGACCAGCUUCGACUACAGGAACUGGCUUGGAAGGAGGAACUGACCAAGGCGAGUCCGUCCUCUGGAAUUGCCGGGUCGCCACCGCUUCCAUUCGCCACGAGAGAACAUGUUGCCAAAGGGCACGCAGCAUGUCUGCCACCCUGUGAGCAACGCCGUCGUUCUGCGCAGUUGGAGCCCGCACUUCUCCCAAAGAAAAUCACGGACGACGGACCCGAGGAAUCCAAUGAUCCAGAAAGAAACGAGUGGUGGAAAGACGACGAACGGUCGAGUUGUGUGGACGACGACCGCCAGCCAGAGCCUCGGACGCUCCAGUUGCCCCCACCCGUUCCCCCGAUGCGCACGAUCUUUUCCGCGGCCUCUCGACCUCAGUCCGAUACUCGUUUCAUCUUGCAACGUCCGGACAGCCACACUCGCAUGCUGCUCGAGUACCUCCACAGCGCAUCGAAUGCAUCACAACAGAUCCGACGCCAAGAUCGACAUGUCCAACGUGCUUGCGAAACAAGCCGCGACCUCUGAGCUCUGGAAAGCCGCCUCCGUGUUGCCUCGGUUCAUGGACGUCGUGGGGCUUGACAUGGCCCAGUCCAUUCAUGAACGAACCGGCCACAACGUUGAAGCAUCAAAAAAUUCCGCGAGCUUGGCAUCGUCGAGACAGGUCGAGCUUCCACUGACGGGCAGGGGGCGUGGAGGCCAACACCAGUCGUUCGUGGAGCGACAUGAGCAAACGAAUCACGCGAACGAAGUGUCGUCAUCAUCGGAGUCAAGCACCACUCGCGAGGAUGCUGCUUUUGAACGCGUCGAUCUCGUGGCGUGUGUCGAAAAUGGACAUUUCGCUUGUUUAUGCUGGUGACUUCACACAAAAUUUGCCGAAUCUCGAACUCGGUCGUGGUGAGGCAUGUGAGAACGUCGGGAGGAUGCCGACGCAAACGAUGAGCAGGAAGCGACUGCGACGGUGUGCGCUACAGGAGUCGCUCCUCUAGAAAACGUGCCGAUCAAACGAUUGUGUCGCUAUUCCACUGCGGCACUGUCGGCCUGGAGAUCGACUACGAAGACGUGCAACAGCCCUUCGCAGGACAUAGAAAGUAUCGCCGCCAACUCGAUCCAGCAAGGCGUGGUAUCGACGUCCGUUGCUCUGGCACGAAGCUGUGAGCCUUGCAACCGUGUCGAGUUGCCAUGUGGUCACGCGCCAUGGGAUGAACAUAGUCGACGUCAUGCAGUAGAGAGAGCUCCAGUCAACUUCAUCGGUUCAUUUCGACAUUUUCGACAUGCCUGCGGCCAUUC